Messenger RNA from Durusdinium trenchii, 3767 nucleotides. The record is from the annotation of a GenBank genome assembly. NCBI's taxonomy places the organism in Eukaryota, Dinophyceae, Suessiales, Symbiodiniaceae.
UUAUGGAGGCUGUUGAUUUCGGCAUUUCCUGCUCAGUGCCACUUCUGUGGCAAAUGCUGCGGAGCCGGAGGUGCUGGCGAUAUAAGCCAUCUCCUGCAGCUUCCGCAGUCUUCGCAUGCGAUUCAAUGCAGCUUUUGCCUUCGUGGCCUUGCAGCCUGUCUAUGCUGCAAAGAUAGCCUCCUUCCGAAGAUCCGACCCAGGAACACAUGGAACUCUUGUAGUGAAACUCAAAGCAGAAAACUUUGUGAAUUCAUCAACCAUCUUCGGAGAAUUGGGUGGCAUCAAAUUAAUCGACCACUAUGGGGUGUGCAUCAAUUGCGCCGAUGGAGCGGUGUGCACAGCGCCGAACACGCCAGACUACAAGGUAGUCGAUCCGCAAAAGGCUUGCAAUACUGCACCAGCCGCAGGUGAUAAAUGGAGUUGGCGUGUCAACAAGGCGAGCCCAUAUGAUAUCAAACUAGAGUAUCCGCUAAAGAGCUUGAAGCAUGAGAUGCACUUUAAGAUUGAAGUCAUUUCUGCGGUGGAUCAAUCAGGUACCAACUCACCAGAGCAAAUGGGCCGGCAAGCUACGUCUUGGGUGGCAGAGGCAGUACUGGGAACAAAAACACAUCGUGCGUGGCUGAAGACAGCAAUGAACCUCAACGGCCACUUCAGCAAGGCUGUGACUGGAAAUCUCACCAUGGACUUGCCAAAGAUCGCAGAGGACUUUUUCGAUGAAGUUUGUGUGCAACCAAUCACGACCCAGGGAUAUGAGGUGACAGAGACCUCUAUGAAGAAGAACAAGUUCAGCGUAGGUGCCAAAUGCGCCAAAGAUUACACCGGAUACGCGCAAGUGACCGAGUGCGCAGAAGAGCAGCUAGCAUACUUGUUGUCAGGUUGCCGCCCAGAGAUGUGUACCCAGCCAGAGAAUACACUGGGCUAUGAUUUGUCUGUGCUUGAUUUGUCGCUUGCAUCCUUCGAUGUUGACGUAACCUGUAUGUCUGGAUACAUUGGAGCUCCUACAGUAGCCAAAUGUACUGGGGACGGCCGUCCAUUUUCGGUGGCAGGCUGCAAGCUUCAGACGACAACAACUUCGACCACCACGAUCACAACAACUACCACGACUACCACCACCACUACCACCACUUCAACCACUACAACUGCAACUUCAACAAGCACUUCUACCACAACCUCCACAAGAACUUCAUUGAGCACAACAACAACCAGCACAACAACGUCUACCACCAUCACCACAACGACAACAAGUACAUUCACCACAACCAGUACCACAACAACAACAGCAACUACCACGACAACUUCCACGACCACAACUACUUCUACCACAAUAACAAGCACAUCGACAACAACCACUACAACAACAUUCACUAGCACAACUACCACCAGCACAACGACUACCACAACUACGUCGACCACCACUCUCGUGCUUUUUUGCCUAGAUGCUGAAGACAAAACGGGCUAUGACCUGGUUGAAAACAGCCUCCAGCUCAAUGUUGCGGCGUUCUCCGUCAAUGCCUCUUGUGCCAAUGGCUACUAUGGAGUUGCAAAAGCAAUUAUUUGCAAGUCCGCAGACGAGCCAUACACACUCAGCGGUUGUCACAAGAUCGAGACCUGUCAAGAGCCUCAGGCUCUUGGUUAUGAGUUGAGCGAUGGCAGCCGGAACUUGCAUGACUGGAGCCUUACAGCACAUUGUGCAAUGCACUUUCACGGCAAUGCAAAGGUCCAGAAAUGCACCAAGGAUGCUGAAGAGUUUCAAAUUUCAGGAUGUGAGCCAGAUGCAUGUUCUGCGCCAGCGGACAAGACUGGGUACGUGGUGGCCGAGGAUGCAACAGAAAUCUUUCGAUUCAGCGUGGAAGCGACGUGUGCUUCGGGAUACAAAGGCACACCGCAGGUAAUCCCUUGCAAACAGCACUCAGGCGAAUACCAACUGUCAGGUUGCGAGCAAACCACUACUACUACGACUACCACAACAUCGACAACCACAACAACGACAACAUCCACAACAACUACGACAAGUACCACAAGUACCACAACCAGCACAAGCACAACCACCUCGACCACGACCACAACUACUUCAACCUCCACAACGACAAUUACAUCGACCAGCACAGUGACCAGCACUACGACUUCUACAACGACCACGACCACUACGAGCACCGCAACAUCCACAACAACUGUCACCACAACCACAAUUACUAGCACCAGGACCAGCACCUCCACGACAACCACUACUACCACUACGUCGACGACAACUUCAACUACUACCACAAGCACCGCCACAACGACAUCUACAACAACAACAUUCACCAGCACAACUACAAUCACUACUACAACCAUCACAUCCACUACCACUUCAACCACUACUACGACGACAACAACUACGUCAACUACUACAACCUCAACCUCUACUACGACCACAACCUCAACAACUACAACAUCGACAUCCACAUCUACUACCACUACAACGUUAACAACAACGACGACCACAACAUCCACCACCACUACAACAAUUACCUCGACAACAACAACGACAACUAGCACAUCUACAACAACGACAACUACGGCCACCACUACCAGCACAACCACCACUACUACUACUUCAACCAGCACUUCAACCACAAAAACUAGCACCACAACCACCACCACCACAUCCACGACCACAACUUCGACCUCAACAAGCACCACUACGACUGUUGCAGAAUGCACUACGCCAGCUCUAAAUGACAGAAAAGGCUACGUGGUGAGAAGCGUCAGCACUUACAUCUUCAACUUUGAAGUUGCAGUCAAGUGCGAUGAGAACUACUUGGGCACAGCUAGAGUGCAGAGGUGCCAAAAGCACGGCGAGCCCUACAAGCUAAGUGGUUGCCGAGUCAAGAUGUGCACCGCACCUUUUGACACAACUGGCUACAGCGUCAAGGAGGACUCCUUGGCGAUGCAUAGCUUUUGGGUCACUGCCAGAUGUUCGAGCGGAUGGUUUGGCACAGCGGCGGUCAAAGCCUGCAGUGAACCUGGUACAGAAUAUCAACUUGAAGGUUGUCACAAUGACUGCUUUGCUCCAGAGAGCACCGAAGGCUACGAAGUGAAGGAGAAGAAUCUUCGCAUAAGAAGUUUUGACGUCGAAGCCUCAUGUGUCCGAGGAUACAUCGGAACUGCGUCAGUGCUUCCUUGUAGCGCAGAAACCCGGAUGUACCAAUUGAGAGGCUGUCAAGAGGAUUUGCGGAUGUGCAAGGCUCCUUCAAACACUCAGGGAUACGUGAUCUUUGAACGUGACCUUGUGGUGAGCAUCUUCAACGUCUCUGCGAGAUGUGCUGAGGGCUGGACUUCGGCACCUGGUGAGGAUGUCAAGGUUGCUCCAUGCACAGCCAACAAUGGGCUCUAUCACCCCUCCGGCUGUGUUCCAUCAAAAUAUUGCGUGUCCCCAAACACCGUGGGUUACGUCGUGGAUGAGAAGCAGUUGUUGGUGUCCCACUUUAAGGUGGAAGUGUCCUGUGCCGCUGGCUACGCUGGCAAGCCUAUAGCAUCAACCUGUCAGGAUGAUGGCAGACCAUAUGCUCUUGCAGGCUGCGCGGUGGACACCAACCCGUGCGUCGCUCCAAGCAACACCGCGGGGUACAUAGUCAAGGAGCAUGAUCUCAUCAAAAGCACCUUUAACGUGGAAGUUUCUUGUGCAAAGGGCUACACUGGGGAUGCAAUUGUGGAGGAGUGCCCGUCACCAGGCAGUGCCUACCGUUUGAAAGGUUGUAUUUAAAUGUAAAUUCCUGCCAGCGUUA